Messenger RNA from Candoia aspera, 2019 nucleotides. RefSeq names its product CWC25 spliceosome associated protein homolog (gene CWC25). Bases 77 to 1267 code for a protein of 396 amino acids. The transcript is spliced from 10 exons. NCBI's taxonomy places the organism in Eukaryota, Metazoa, Chordata, Lepidosauria, Squamata, Candoiidae. The record is from RefSeq and is a predicted model, not a curated record. Gene Ontology annotation, cellular component: U2-type spliceosomal complex. Gene Ontology annotation, biological process: mRNA splicing, via spliceosome.
CCGGUCUGACCUCAGCAGACGAGAAGGAGAGGAGCUGCGAAGCGGCUGCUCCAAACUAGACCCUUCAGCCGUCGCCAUGGGGGGAGGCGACCUGAAUCUAAAAAAAAGCUGGCACCCACAAACCCUACGUAAUGUGGAAAAAGUUUGGAAAGCAGAACAAAAACAUGAAGCUGAAAGGAAGAAAAUUGAAGAGCUGCAACGGGAAUUGCACGAAGAGCGAGCACGAGAGGAAAUGCAGCGAUAUGCAGAAGAUGUAGGCGCUGUCAAAAAAAAAGAUGAGAAGUUGGAAUGGAUGUACCACGGACCAGGUGGCAUGGUGAACAGAGAUGAAUACCUUAUGGGGCGUCCAGUUGACAAAUAUGUCUUUGAGACAGCAGAAGACAAGGAGGCAGGCUGUUCUUCUGAGACUGGACUUCUGCCAGGCUCUAUCUUUGCUUCUACAGGUGCCAACUCUGCAUUGGAUAUGGCUAGCAAGAUCCGAGAAGACCCACUUUUUAUGAUAAGAAAGAGGGAGGAAGAGAAGAAACGUGAAGUUCUGAACAAUCCUGUAAAAAUGAAGAAGAUCAAAGAACUGUUGCAAAGCAGUUUGGAGAAAAAGAAGAAAAAAAAGAAAGAGAAGAAGAAGAAGCACAAGAAACACAGGCACCAUAACUCCAGCAGCAGUGAAGAUGAACAGAUUAAAACUAAGUCACGGGAGAAAGUAGAACAUCUUCAUCCCAAAAGAACAGGAUAUGGAUUGCAAGUUCAUGAUAGUGGCCGUGAAAGGAUGCUGUCACAUAAACUCCAACAGAGCCUUGGAUCAGAGGGUCAAAGCCAUUCUCCAGAGAGGCAUGUGGGCAAGAAGGGCACAAAUCAGGAAUCAAGCAGGCAUAAGAGAUCCAGAUCACCUAGAGACAGUAAACAGCACAAUGGUAUGGAACAGAAGACAAAAACAGAAUGCAGGAAUUUUCCUAAGGAACAAGACUAUAGAAGACCACAGACUUCAAACAGAAAAUUAUCUGCAGAAGAGCUGGAGAAAAGACGGAAGGAAAUGAUGGAGAAUGCCAAAUGGCGGGAAGAAGAAAGAAAGAACAACGUGAAUAAACAUAGAAAAGAAGAAGAAAAAGAGCAAGCUCUGGAAAAACUUCGCCGCUGCAAUGGGAAAUUCAUACAUAACAUAAAAUUAGAGAGUGCAUCCACCUCCUCUCUGGAAGAUAGGGUGAAGAGGAACAUUCACUCUAUCCAGAGGACACCAGCAGCCCUGGAAAAAAACUUCAUGCAUCGAUGAAAUUGCUUCGUGUUCUAUCACAGGCCUGCGAAGGAUGUGAAUACUUUUCUCUAAGGAGCGACUGACCAGUCAGGAAAUCUUCACAGGCCAGGCUGUCUUUUUCCCUUGCCCAGAUAGGACAAGGGAGUUCACUGUGAUAAUUCCAUUACAACUUUUUUUUUUCUUCAUAUUAAGGUAUUUUAAAUGUCUGCAAUUUGAUGUACUUCUUGCAAGCCAAUUUGUUAGAAAGCUCUGCCCUUUCUUUGAUAUUUUAUAAUAUUAUAGUACUAUAAAAGGGUCGUAAGAGUUUGGCCUCUGUUCCCAGUGAGCCCCAAAGGAAACGUGGCUGUUCUCUUAACGGUAUUAUAAAGAGAAGGCUUAUUACAGAAACUUCCAUUUACUGAUAAUAGUUCCUCUGCCUUUCAUGUUCUUGAGAAUGUGAUGCACCUGGGUCCAGGCUAAUUGGGCUUACACUUCUGUUCUACAGAGUUUUAUCUCACAUCACUCUUGUUUGAAGCAAGAUAUAACACUUGCAGUAGAGAGAGAGAUCCCUUUCCUACAAGGAGAGAAUAAUUUUAUUCAUUGUUUUUUUUACUGGAGUCAUGCACAUUCUGUGCACAAAACAGCUUCUGUAACUAGCAGAUUUUCUUAAUAGGAAAAAGGGAAUGGACAAAACUGUAGAACAGCAAUCUUUCAUAUAUUAUUUUGUGAUAUGUAAAUACUGAACUUUGUACAUCUAGCUGGCAUUUAAUAUAUGUAUACAUCUUUAUGUA